Anoplopoma fimbria (sablefish) is the source of this 1419-nucleotide messenger RNA. RefSeq names its product synaptotagmin IV (gene syt4). Lineage: Eukaryota; Metazoa; Chordata; Actinopteri; Perciformes; Anoplopomatidae. Gene Ontology annotation, biological process: regulation of calcium ion-dependent exocytosis; cellular response to calcium ion; calcium-ion regulated exocytosis. Bases 1 to 1419 code for a protein of 472 amino acids. The record is from RefSeq and is a predicted model, not a curated record. Gene Ontology annotation, cellular component: synapse; membrane; axon. The transcript has 5 exons. Gene Ontology annotation, molecular function: SNARE binding; clathrin binding; phosphatidylserine binding.
AUGGCUCCAAUGGUGGAGGAAGGAGCUCAGCUCGUGGCAGUACCAGCAGGUGUUGCUGUGGUGAGUGUCUUCGGCCUUGUCUUCACUGUGUCAGCAUUUGCAUGGAUCUGUUGCCAGCGUAAAAACGCCAAAUCCCAGAAGACACCUCCCUACAAGUUUGUGCACAUGCUCAAAGGGGUGGACAUCUACCCGGAGAGCCUCAGCAGCAAGAAGAAGUUCGCUGCACCCGCCACCAUGACAACAAACGACACCGGUAAAACUGAUGUUAACGGAAAUUGCCACACCGCCGAUCAAAUGAGUCCGAUGAGCAACGGUAAACUGGCCUUAAGUCCAAACGGUUCUAGACCCGCUCUGCAUCUGGAUCUGGAGAAACGAGAUCUGAAUGGCAACUUUACCACCAAACCAUUUCAUCACCACAACCAAAAGGUGCGCAGCUCCCCGGACCUGGAACUACCCUCUCCCCAUGCAGGGUUCACCCAGCCUGGGGUGAUGGACCGACGUGACCUCCCUUCACCGUCUAGCACCCUCUCCAGCCAGGCGCCCACCCCCGCUGUGGACAAGCCCCAGGGAGAGGAGAGAGAGGGCGGAUUAGGGACCCUCCACUUCUCCCUGGAAUACCAGCCAGAGAAGAAGGCAUUCAUCGUCCAUAUCAAGGAAGCCCAUGGCCUGACUCCAACUGAUGAGCAGUCGCUGACCUCUGACCCUUACAUCAAGCUGACCCUGCUGCCGGAGAAAAAGCACCGGGUAAAGACCAGAGUCCUGAGGAAGACUCUCGACCCCGCCUUUGACGAGACCUUCAGCUUCUACGGGAUUCCGCUGACCCGAGUGUCGGAGUUGGCCCUUCACUUCAUGGUGCUGAGCUUUGAUAGGUUCUCCCGUGAUGAGGUCAUCGGAGAGACCCUUGUACCCUUGUCUGGGAUCGACCUAUCAGAGGGGCGUGUCCUGAUGAGCCGAGAGAUCAUCAAGAAGAAUGUCAAGAAGUCCUCGGGCCGAGGCGAGCUGCUGCUCUCCCUGUGUUACCAGUCCACCACCAACACUCUGACCGUGGUCGUCCUCAAAGCUCGCCACCUGCCCAAGAUUGAAAACAAUGGACCUACAGAUCCGUACGUCAAGGUGAACAUGUACCAAGGGAAGAAGCGCGUGUGUAAGAAGAAGACCCACGUGAAGAAGUGCUCUCCCAACCCCGUCUUCAACGAGCUCUUUGUCUUUGAUCUGCCCUCCGACGAGGGCCUGAGAGACACCAGCGUGGAGCUGCUGCUGAUGGACUCAGACACGGGCAACUCGCGCUGCCCCAACACCGUCCUCGGGCGCCUGGUGUUGGGAACGUCGGUGGUGGGCACGCCUGGCGAGCACUGGAGGGAGAUCUGCGACCACCCGCGUCGCCAGAUCGCCAAGUGGCACGGCUUGUCAGAGGAUUAG